AGAGUCUCUACUCCUUCGCCUCUUGCUUAUAUCUCGUCAGUGUUUCCUUUCUCCGUUUGAUCGUAAGUCACGAUGGGCUGCUCCGCCGCUGGCGCUGCCCUCCUCACCGUAGCUUUCCUCCUCUCGAUUAUGCUUUCUGAUGCUAUCAGAAACCCCAUACGGCUUCCUUCCGAUAGAAACGAGGGUCUGAGGGUCGAAAGCGGCGGCGGCGGCGGCGACACCGUAGGCACCCGAUGGGCAGUGCUCAUCGCUGGAUCCAGCGGUUUUUACAACUAUCGUCAUCAGGCGGAUAUUUGCCAUGCAUAUCAAAUAAUGAAGAACGGUGGACUGAAAGAUGAGAAUAUUAUUGUUUUCAUGUAUGAUGACAUUGCACACAACAAGGACAACCCAAGACCAGGCGUCAUAAUCAAUCAUCCCAAGGGCGGAGAUGUGUAUUCUGGAGUUCCAAAGGAUUAUGUUGGAGAGGAUGUUAAUGUGAACAAUUUCUUUGCUGUUCUCCUUGGAAAUAAAACUGCUCUAAAUGGAGGUAGUGGAAAAGUAGUUGAUAGUGGUCCAGAUGAUCAUAUUUUUGUAUUUUACUCUGAUCAUGGUGGACCAGGGAUUCUUGGGAUGCCCACAUAUCCUUACCUGUAUAGUGACGAGUUGGUUGAUGUGUUGAAGAAAAAACAUGCUUUGGGGUCUUACAAAAGCUUGGUAUUUUAUCUUGAAGCUUGUGAGUCAGGGAGUAUUUUUGAGGGUCUUCUCCCAGAAGACAUAAAUAUUUAUGCAACGACGGCAUCAAAUGCUUAUGAGAGUAGUUGGGGAACUUAUUGCCCUGGAGAUCGCUCUAGACCUCCUCCAGAAUUCUACACCUGCUUGGGUGACUUGUAUAGUGUUUCUUGGAUGGAAGACAGUGAUAUACACAAUUUACAGACUGAAACAUUGAAGCAGCAGUAUCGACUUGUCAAAACCAGAACUUCAGUUAACGAGACAUAUAAAUCUGGUUCACAUGUGAUGCAAUUUGGAGAUUUAGAACUCAAUGUGGAAAACCUUUUCGUGUACCUGGGUUCCAAUCCUGCCAAUGCUAAUGCCACUUUUAUCGAAGAUAAUUCAUUGUAUUUUCAUAAUGAUGCUGUUAACCAACGGGAUGCAGAUCUAGUCUAUUUUUGGCAUAAGUAUGAAAGGGCACCUCUAGGCUCAUCCCAGAAGCUUGGUGCCCACAAGGAAUUACUUGAUGUAAUGGCUCAUCGCUUGCAUGUCGAUGCUAGUGUAGAACUGAUUGGGAAUCUGUUGUUUGGUUCUGAACGAGGAUCAGAAAUGCUGAAAAUGGUUCGUCCUUCAGGCCAGGCUUUGGUGGAUGAUUGGUCCUGCCUCAGAUUGAUGGUGAGGACUUUUGAGAUGCAUUGCGGAUCUCUCUCUCAGUACGGGAUGAAACACAUGCGCUCUCUAGCAAACAUUUGCAACGCAGGUAUCAGCGUAGAGGGCAUGGCAAAGGUUUCUGCACAAGCUUGCAAUAGCAUCCCCACCAAUCCCUGGAGUUCUCUCCACAGGGGUUUCAGUGCCUAAACUUGCGAUGGACUGGUCGUCAUCAUGUGAAUACUUGCAUUAAUCUAUAGUCAAGUUGUUUAGCUAUUUUCUCCAGCUAUACGUGUAUCACACAAAGGCUGGACAAAGUGCAUUCAUCACCAUAUCGUAAAGGUAUUCUCCAGCAAUGUGAAUAUAUUUUAAGAUGACUGGAUAUAGAUUCCCUACUCUGGUGUGUAAAUUCUUGUUUAAUUAGUGAAAAUGAAGCCUAAGUUAUCUGUGAA
Zingiber officinale is the source of this 1787-nucleotide messenger RNA. RefSeq names its product vacuolar-processing enzyme-like. Lineage: Eukaryota; Viridiplantae; Streptophyta; Magnoliopsida; Zingiberales; Zingiberaceae. Gene Ontology annotation, molecular function: cysteine-type endopeptidase activity. The coding region runs from base 73 to 1545 and encodes 490 amino acids. Gene Ontology annotation, biological process: vacuolar protein processing. The transcript is spliced from 9 exons. The record is from RefSeq and is a predicted model, not a curated record.